This is a messenger RNA of Trichoderma reesei QM6a, 2997 nucleotides long. RefSeq lists its product as uncharacterized. The transcript is spliced from 8 exons. Bases 1 to 2997 code for a protein of 998 amino acids. NCBI's taxonomy places the organism in Eukaryota, Fungi, Ascomycota, Sordariomycetes, Hypocreales, Hypocreaceae. The record is from RefSeq and is a predicted model, not a curated record.
AUGCAGAGUAUCACUCGCUGCUCCCACAACCCCGAGUAUCUCUGUACAAACGGCCAGCUUGUCUUCGCCUCAGCUUCCUCUCACUGGGCAAUGACUGACUUUGCCGGCAUCGCCUCGUCAGGUGUCCAGGCCUGUUCCGCCAUCGCGACCUACAUCAACGCUCUCAAGCAUCGAGAUGAAGAUCUCGCUUCAAUUGGCCGUCAGGCCCAGGCCCUGGAGUCCGUCUUUCAGGCUCUCAGUCAGUCUCUAACGGAGGACUCUUCGGAUCCUUCGACAUCUUCGGCCGCUGCUCAAGUGUCAAGCUCUAUGCAAACGUGCGAGGCUGAAUUGAACAGUUUGAAGCAGCUCAUAGCACGCUUCUCGGAUAGCCUCCAGCCUAAUGCGCGUCCGCAAGACAAAAUCCUUCAACAAGCUACGAAGUUGAAGUACCCAAUGCGGAAGCCAGAUAUUUCUCGAAUUCAAACAUCACUCGGGGUGAUCACAGAAAACCUGAAUCUAGCUCUCCAAAACCUCGGGCUACGUUACAGCCAGCUGGCAAUAAGCAAGUUAAGAGGCCUCGAAGAAGCAGCCGCGCAGGCGUCAACCAGCCUUGAUGCGAUUGGCUCUAGUGUCUCUGCAUUGGAAGGUCUUGUGUCUCCUCUCAAAGAGCAGAUACCCGCUCUCCAGAGCGCUGUUGCUACGAUAUCGCCUCUCGUCAACAGGCAAUCAGAUCUGCAGCUCGCUAAGAUCCAGGAGCUUCAUUCGCAGAGCGCACAGUCAAACGACGCCCUCAGCGAGUGUAUGAUUGGCGUCCAUGUAAAACUGGACGGCUUGCUGGACCGAUUUCAACAGCACUUCACCACUGCGUCGGCAGCAGUUGACGGGCCUGACACGAGGAUGUCGGUUUACAAGCUUGUCUCCAGACCUGCCAGCCUGGCAUCGCUGUGUGGCAGCCUCGAUGAUAUUUCCCAAAAGGCAACAUCCACCAUCAGCGCCCUUCAAGGGACUCCAACGGUCAAUGCGAACUCAUGUCCCUGCCGCCAGAGAUUGGUUCGCAGAAGUAAACGAGUCUCUUUGUGGUCAUGGGGCCUUUGGGAUGACGAAGUCAUUACUUUCAAGCACCUCAAAGGCUGCCAAUACUUCAAUAGCAAUGGCGAUGAGCGGAGCCGGCUCCGAGGAAUCAAGCUCGCAGGCUUUCUCAAGAAUGCCAUCAUCAUCACCUUCUACACGAGUACAGGUGCAGAUCCGUCAGAAGGUCAAUCACAGUGGGAACGCCUUGCUCUCGUAGCAACGCAGAAGCUUGAAAACCUCUUCAAAGAGGGCAAAGCAGGCGCCAAGGACGUCGACUCAAGCAAUCAGUCGCUACUGCAUGCAGCAGCCUGUGUGUCAGAGGCCAUCUCCUCUUGGUCCAAUAUCAGAGGCAAAGCGUAUUGCCCACCCAUCGCACAGUUGGCUACAUUUUUGAUCAAGAGGCAGGUCCCGGCAUCGCUGCGGGAUCUUCGCGGGCGUGAGGCAUUCAAGAUUGCGGUGGGCAGCGGACACUCUUCAACUCCUCUCGCUGCAGCAUUCUAUCCAGAAGAGGCAUCUAUCGAUGCUCAAGUCUAUUGGUCUUGGGUUUGGUCUCCGCUAAAACCGCAAUGGCUUGCCCGUUCUCUCGAGCUUUUUGCUUCGAUCCCAAGAGUAGCUGAAGUAUACCAUGGUCCGCUAUCAUUGGCGAUCUUGUUGAAUGAUCAAGGCCAAAUCCACCGUCUCUUACGAAAGCAUCCAGAAUACCUUGAAGAAAGAGGGAAUUUCAUGGGCUGGACUCCCCUUCACUUGGCCUCUCGCAGGCUGCUCGCCGAUGCCUCGGACCAUUGCAGAGUCUAUUUGGCCCAUGCACUGUUGCAGCGUCGGCAAAUGUUGAAGCAUGUUGCGCAGCAUUACCUUUCGCCUCUGGAAAUCGACAGCUUCGAUUUGCUCGGGCCAGCUGUACUGGACAUAUAUGCUAUGCAGGUUGAUGAAAUUCUUCGCCACAGAGGAUUCAUCGAGUUUGGCCCUUUGUCCACAUAUGUCGAUGAUGAGGGAGGCUGCCAUCGUGAUGGGGCUUCUUCUCCCAUUCAUGAGCUUAGGUCUAUCUAUCACGAACUGUCCACCGUCAAAGAUGCGGAGAUGUACUUUGACCUAGGAUUCCACGAUAUUUCAGCUCGUCUAGACAAGCCUAGAAGGUGGAUGCCACCUCAUGGGUCAUGGUCACCGUGUAUAAGCUUACCCUUUGCGAAUUGGUUGCUGGACCAUGAUGCUCCUCUAUGGGAAUGGGUAGCGCAUUGUGAGAUUCCAUCGUCUGAUGGCCUUGCAAACGGGUUCGUCCUUGCAAUCUUGGGCGACUACGGCGAGCAUCCUUCGGAGCAAGGCAAUAGGGAAGUGGCACGAAUACUAGAAGAGCGGAUAUUGUCGGACCGCUCCAUCGAUCGCUGCGACUGUCGAUGCUCGCUCAGAGGUUGUACGCCUUUUGUGGAAAGGCUGAAGCGAAUUCUGAAUUGGUAUCGCAAAUCAGAAGUUGAGGUUGCCGCCAAAUUUACGACCUACCUGAAGAAGUACGGCAACGCUCUUCAAAGGGAGCACUGGCACGCUGCGAUACGGCUCACCACCUUUCAAUCUCUAGGCAUUAAGCACACGUGCUUAACAAGAAGGCCAAGAGAGCGGGAAUUGGAGGCAGAAGAGAUUGCAGAGAUUCAAGAUGAAGAUGCUGAGCUGUUGGAGAUUUUGGAAUCCUUGGUAGAGGAGUUUGAGGAGCACGCCUUUGAGGCUAUUGAUGCGGCUACAGACAGAGUUGACAGGAUGAUUGCUUUUUGGAACGGCUACUGGGCCGACAGGAUGCAUCAGGUGCUGUCUGAGCUCUCUCGCGCUGAUGAUGAGAGUAAAUUAGCCGCAGAACAUCUGGGUGUUAGCUGGACGGCUGAGACUGACGAAGAAGCAUCUGAGAGCUCUGAAUUGGAAGAGUGGGAUUAUUACUUUCGGAAGAUUGAGGAGAUUGAAUGA